AUGACGAUGUCGGAGCUUCCAGGGGAUGUAGUAGAGGAGAUACUCUGUUACGUUCCGGCCACAUCUCUGAAAAGGUUACGAUCUACUUGCAAAAGAUGGAAUCUUUUAUUGGACGAUGCAAGAUUUGCAAGAAAGCACUUCGAUAAAGCCGCAAGACAUAUUCUAAUUAUCAUGUUGACAGAGGAAUAUUCAAGGGUUUGUUUGAUGAACAUCAAUCUACAUGGGUUUUCAUCUAUAGGUGUAAUAGGUGAACUUAGCCUAAUCAAUUCUCAUCCUAGUUUAAGAAUAGCUGAUAUAUCUAAAGCUUUUCACUACGAUGGCUUAUUGUUAUGCACCAUCAAAGAUAGCACGAGUCUCGUCGUUUGGAACCCAUGUACUGGUCAAACCAUCCAAACCACAGUUCCUUACAAGACAGUCUACUCCACCUUUGCGCUCGGAUCCUACAAAGACAAGAAUUCCGGGUAUAACAACAGCUACAAAAUAUUGUGCUAUUACCAACUGAAAGAAUUUGCAAUUUAUGAGAUUAAGACUAAUUCAUGGAAGACUCUUGACGUCGCUUUGGACUUUAGAUUAAUCUAUAUUGAUUACAAGGUGUCUUUGAAGGGAAAGACUUACUGGUUUGCUGAAGAUAAUGGAGAAAACCAUCAAAAAGCAUUAUUCUUAGCCAGUUUUGAUUAUUCAACAGAGAUAUUUGGACGUAUGUGUCUCCCAUGUUACUGUUCUAGCUUUAGUCUUUGGAAUAUAGCUCUCUCCGUUGUUAAAGAAGAAAAACUUUCUAUGUUAUUACAGCAUGAAAAUACGUCACGGACAGAAAUAUGGGUAACAAAUAAGAUUGACGAGACCAACGUGGUAUCGUGGAGCAUAUUCUUGGUAGUAGAUUCAUCCAAAAUUUAUAUUAACUACGGAGUUAGGUUUUUGGUCGAAGAAGAGAAGAAAUUUGUCGUGUGUUGGCAUAGGAAAGUACAUGAGCUCAAGGAAGAAUACAUGAUCAUAACUGAGGGAGAUAAUAAAGUUAUGGAAGUGGAUUUUGAGGCAUCUACAAUGAGUUCAUGUAUGUCACCUUUGUUAACUUAUGUUCCAAGUUUGGUUCAAAUCCAGUGA
Messenger RNA from Capsella rubella, 1101 nucleotides. Its product is annotated as probable F-box protein At5g47300. Gene Ontology annotation, molecular function: protein binding. Bases 1 to 1101 code for a protein of 366 amino acids. The record is from RefSeq and is a predicted model, not a curated record. NCBI's taxonomy places the organism in Eukaryota, Viridiplantae, Streptophyta, Magnoliopsida, Brassicales, Brassicaceae. The transcript has a single exon.